AUGAACGGCCUCGCCAGCGCGUCCACGGAUCCACAGUCUCUCCUUCACACAUCCACCAACUCUCUCGCGGGCGCGGCGCAUCCCAUUGGUGCUGGUUCCACCACCAUUCUCGAUUCACACUCGUCUCUUCAGGACUCGCACUCAUCCGUAGAUCAGGAUCCAGCUGCUACAGCCGUGGCAAAUAUCGCCCCGGACGAUCUUUCUCAUUCAGCAUCGCUUCAUCCUGCGACCGAGAGUCCGCAAACGGAAGGCGAAUUCGUUCAGACGACGGAAGUAAUUGGCGUCGCUCAAGACAAAGGCGGACACUCGGAGACGGAGAACGUAGAGGCUGAUACAUCCAUAAUUAAAGAAGACGGGGAGGUUCUGUUGAGGCAUGUCAAUGGUCAGAUUGACUUGGUUGAACAUACACCAACCCAUGAUCCUGGUCUAGGCGACGGAGGCUUGAUCAUGACUGACGAAGGUGGGGAUUGGCUGCCGGAAUCUGAUCAUGAAUUGAAACGCGUAAAGGUCUACCAGUUGACCGGAUCACGAUGGAUAGACCAAGGAACUGCUUUCUGCUAUGGCCAGAUCUCAGAAGAAACGAGCGACGCUCUUCUUGUGGCUCGGUCUGAACGAAACCCCAACCAAGUCAUUCUAUCGACAGCUAUUCGGUCGAAUGAUGUGUAUCAGCGUCAGCAAGAUACACUUAUCGUAUGGACCGAACCUGAUGGUGUUGAUUACGCCCUCAGUUUUCAAGAUCCAGAAGGUUGUGCAGAGACCUGGGCGUUCAUUCAGGAAGUACAACGCCAUAUGAAUAUGUCUGACGACCCGACUGUCGUAUCUUCGCCUCUACUAGGAGAGACUUCAGUUACAACGUCCAGCAUCAUUCGAUCUGGACACCUUCCGCCGCCGCAGCUAGGGAUCAUCAGCGAAAUUGAGAGAGCAAUCAAAGCAUUGGCAAGGACGCAGACCGUGAAAGAGAGGAUAUGCGACUAUAUUCAGCGAGAGAAUUACAUCAAAGCUCUCAUCAAAGUCAUGCAUACUGCCGAAGAUUUGGAAAACCUGGAGAAUUUGCAUGCCCUGUGUAGUCUCAUGCAAUCAAUACUGAUGUUGAACGACCACACGAUGUACGAACACAUCUUGGAAGAUGAUAUAUUUUUUGGUGUCGUCGGCAUGUUGGAAUACGAUCCAGACUUCCCCCAACACAAGGCCAACUACCGUGACUUUCUUCACAACACUGCUCAAUUUCACCAACCUAUCCCGAUGCGCGAUGUCAGUAUACAAAAGAAGAUUCACCACACCUACCGCCUCCAAUUUUUAAAAGAUGUCGUCCUUGCCCGCGCCCUCGAUGACUCCACAUUUAAUGUCCUCAAUUCAUGUAUCAUUUUCAAUCAGAUAGAUAUCAUCCAGCACAUUCAGCAAGAACCUCAAUUUCUACAUGAUGUUGUCCGGCUUUUUGUAAAUGAGGAUAUGCUGAUAGGAGGCAGCUCGACUGCAAGACGGGCAACCCUGCAAACUCAGCAACAACAACAACAACUUCAAGCUCCCGCAUCUUCAAAUCAGCUUACCCAUGAGCAACAUCCGCACGCAGACACCUCAACAUCAAGUUCUUCUCAAACACUAACUUCAACUCCUACCUCGCAGUCACAACCAUUGGUUAUUAGCCUCAAUACAAAUGGUGACAACGUCAAGACAGAUGCAUCUCAAAUGGAUGUAGACCAGAAGCCCGCUGCGUCAAGUCCAAAAGCUGUCAAUGGGACUAGCGCCCACACUAAUGGUCGAGGUAGACGGUCGAAUUCAUAUGCAUUUGCACCACCUGACGAUCUGUCGGAAGACGAUAUAGCACUUCGUAGAGAGGUAGUUCUGCUGCUCCAACAGCUCGCAAUAAUGGGCAAGAACGUGCAAAUGCCAGCGAGAAUAGGGCUUUUUCGCACCUUGGUCGAUCGCGGAGUUUUAUUUGCUGUGCAGUGGGCAAUGGAGUUGCCGGAGAAUGUGGACGCCAACAAGCAGAUGAUCAGUGCUGGAGGCGAGGUGUUAUCGGCACUGCUGGAUCAUGAUAUCAACGGUGUGAGGGCGCAUGUGCUGAAGCAGACUGUUGCAAUCGAAAAGGAGCGGGAGUCGGGAAAAAAAGGUGCCGAUAAGGCGGAGACAUUCUUGCAUGUACUUUGUCGAAUUAUGGCAAAGAGCAAGGAUCUCGCGGUACAGAGUCAAGUCGGCGAUGCUCUCAAGGUGUGGCUAGACACUCCCACCAUCGACAGCACAGCCGGAUCAGGCUCCGAGGUCGGGCCUAAAUUACCUACGAUGGUCCGUAAAGAUGAGCCAGGCACCGAACGCUUCAUCGAAUAUUUUUACAAGCAUUGCAUAUCGACACUCCUAAAACCUCUUUUGGAUCUCUCAGAAUGGAAGAAUUUCACUGAACCUAGCUUGUCACUUACGAGAGAUGCCACGAAUCGUUUCGUUUACCUAUGCGAUCUGGUGCAUAACUUUCUGCAACAGCACAAUUUCCGCAGCCAUUUUUAUAUCAUGUCUACCGACAUUCUCGCUCGUAUCGCCACGCUUUUCAAGGCCAAAGAUAAGCAUUUGCGCCACUCCGCCUUCCGUAUCUUCCGCUUGCUUCUAAAGCAAGGCAACCCGAAUUCUCAUACUCAGAUCAUGAAGCAUGAUAUCUUGAAGCCUAUUCUUGAUUUGACCCUUAAAGAAUCGCGGCGAGACAAUUUGCUGAGCUGCUCAUGUCAAGAGUAUUUCGAACACAUGCGCAGGGAAAAUAUGAAGGAUUUGAUCAAAUUUUGCAUGGUCCAUCACGAAUCAGAGAUUGAAAAACUUUCGAAAACUCCCCUCGGAGCCCAGCGUUUUGAGCUUUUCAUCCGGAGACAUGAAAUGAACAUUGCACCGCCUCCUGAAGUAUCGUCUCCCCCUGACAAAUCCGGUCUUGAUCGAGGAUGGUCGGGCCCGGGUCAUGUUCCUGACACUGCCGAGGAAGACUAUUUCAAUGCGGACGACGACGAAGAUGACGAAUAUAUCUCGACGACGAGUGGGUUCGUUCCUACGAGCUACCAGCAACGGCAAUGGGCGUCGUCUGCUGGUGGGAACGCAUCUUCAGUGGUCUCACCCCUGUCGACCAAUAAUACCGGCAUGAAGCGAAAACGGCGGCCAGGACUUACCAGUGCACCUAAAGGCUAUCGACCUCCCCCUCUUAAGGCACCACAGCUCAGCGCCUUACUUGACUAUGAAGAUGAUGACAACGAAGAUGAGGAAUCAGGCUCUUCCGAUGCGACUGAAAUCCUACCAGCAACAUCAGGCCCAACUGCUUCGGAUUUAGGUUCAACGUCACCGUCAUCUGAAAACUUUACAACGACGAGUCGAAGACCCACUGAUCAACCUGUUUCUCCUGUAAUAGAGUCUUCCGGUCCACCUCCAAUGCGCUAUAAUAAAGAAGACGAAGAAGACAACCUCCUCGAAGCUCUUGCACGGACACAGAGAGCGCGUUCGCAAUCACCAUCUCCUACCCUCGCCCCCUUGCGACCAAGUGAAAAAAGACGACGGGAAGACGACGAUGAUGACGAUGAGCUUCUUACCCGACUCACUAAGGCACCGAAGGCAGAAUCAAACAAGAAGCAGACGCCACAGAUAGCGCUGGGCAAAUCCAAAGCUGGAGAUGACCCGCCUUCCAAGAAAAUCAAGGUCAAGUUUGGUUCGGUCGGUUUAGCAGUGGCCUCUACGACAACGGCGCUUGCAGUUUCUCUUUCUAAAGAAGACGCCGAGUUGCCUUCUCCUCCCGCUGAUACUCCGCCUUCUUCAGAACUGGGAAAAAAAGACGAGGACACGGGGUAG
Psilocybe cubensis is the source of this 3810-nucleotide messenger RNA. RefSeq lists its product as uncharacterized. Gene Ontology annotation, cellular component: protein phosphatase 4 complex; nucleoplasm. The coding region runs from base 1 to 3810 and encodes 1269 amino acids. Gene Ontology annotation, biological process: protein dephosphorylation; DNA damage response. The record is from RefSeq and is a predicted model, not a curated record. Lineage: Eukaryota; Fungi; Basidiomycota; Agaricomycetes; Agaricales; Agrocybaceae. Gene Ontology annotation, molecular function: protein phosphatase activator activity. The transcript has 11 exons.